Messenger RNA from Kuraishia capsulata CBS 1993, 1821 nucleotides. RefSeq lists its product as uncharacterized. Gene Ontology annotation, biological process: ribosomal subunit export from nucleus; translational termination; translational initiation. NCBI's taxonomy places the organism in Eukaryota, Fungi, Ascomycota, Pichiomycetes, Pichiales, Pichiaceae. Gene Ontology annotation, molecular function: iron ion binding; ATP hydrolysis activity; ATP binding. The record is from RefSeq and is a predicted model, not a curated record. The transcript has a single exon. The coding region runs from base 1 to 1821 and encodes 606 amino acids.
AUGAGUUCCAAGAACACGCGUAUUGCGAUCGUCUCUGACGACAAGUGCAAGCCGAAGAAGUGCCGUCAAGAGUGCAGAAAAGCAUGUCCCGUGGUGAAGACGGGUAAGCUGUGUAUUGAGGUCACCGCGGCAUCCAAAAUUGCCUUCAUUUCCGAGAAUCUCUGUAUUGGUUGUGGUAUUUGUGUGAAAAAGUGCCCCUUUGGAGCCAUUAACAUCAUCAAUUUGCCCACAAACCUGGACGAUCAGGUCACACACAGAUACUCCGCCAACUCGUUCAAAUUACACAGACUGCCAACUCCAAGACCGGGCCAAGUGCUGGGAUUAGUCGGAACAAAUGGUAUCGGAAAGUCUACAGCGCUUAAAAUUUUGGCAGGAAAGGAGAAGCCUAACUUGGGGAAAUACGAUGAUCCACCCAGUUGGGAAGAUAUCCUGAAGUACUUCAGAGGCUCUGAGCUCCAGAACUAUUUCACCAAGGUUCUUGAAGACGACAUCAAGGCAAUUAUCAAGCCUCAAUAUGUGGAUAAUAUCCCCAGAGCCAUUAAGGGCCCAGAAAACAAGGUUGGUGAGCUUUUGAAGGCCAGACUCGACAGAAAGGAUUCCGCUAAGGAGAUUUUGGAGGUUCUCGAGCUGAAGAAUGUCUUCAAGAGAGAGGUGUCAAAACUCUCUGGUGGAGAACUACAGAGAUUUGCCAUUGCAAUGACGUGUGUGCAGAGUGCCCAGGUAUACAUGUUUGACGAGCCAUCCUCAUAUCUAGACGUGAAGCAACGUCUCAACGCUGCGCAGAUCAUCAGAUCGCUGCUGGGACCAACCACCUAUGUCAUUGUCGUGGAGCACGAUUUGUCUGUUCUGGAUUAUCUUUCAGACUUUGUGUGUAUCCUGUAUGGUGUCCCAUCUGUCUACGGUGUUGUGACGCUUCCACAGUCCGUGAGAGAGGGAAUCAACAUCUUCUUGGAUGGUCAUAUCCCCACUGAGAACUUGAGAUUCAGAACGGAGUCUCUUCAGUUCAGACUACAGGAUGCCAGUGAUACCAUGAUCAUUGACCAGUCAAGAAGUUACAGCUAUGAUGCCAUGACAAAGACCCAGGGAGACUUCAAACUCAGCGUUGAGGCUGGUAGUUUCUCAGACUCGGAGAUCAUCGUCAUGAUGGGUGAAAAUGGAACCGGGAAAACCACGCUUUGUAAGCUUCUUGCUGGUGCUAUCACUCCCGACGCAGGAUCCAAGGCCCCCAAGCUGAAUGUUUCCAUGAAGCCCCAGAAAAUCGCUCCCAAGUUUACCGGUACCGUGAGACAGCUGUUCAUGAAGAAGAUCAGAGCUUCUUUCUUGAACCCACAGUUCAACACCGAUGUGGUGAAGCCACUCAGAAUCGAAGACAUCGUUGACCAGGAGGUGCAGCAUCUUUCCGGUGGUGAAUUGCAGAGAGUCGCCAUUGUGCUUGCCCUCGGUAUUCCUGCCGAUAUCUACCUUAUCGACGAGCCUUCCGCUUACCUCGAUUCGGAGCAGCGUAUUAUCUGCUCUAAGGUGAUCAGAAGGUUCAUCAUUCACUCCAAGAAGACUGCAUUUAUCGUUGAGCACGAUUUCAUCAUGGCCACUUAUAUGGCCGACAAGGUAAUGGUGUUCGAAGGUGUUCCAUCCACAAGUGCCACUGCUAAGACCGCUGAGUCGUUGCUUACCGGCUGCAACAGAUUCCUGAAGAACUUGAACGUUACUUUCAGAAGAGAUCCUAACUCGUUCAGACCAAGAAUUAACAAGCUCGAUUCCCAGAUGGAUAAGGAGCAGAAGCUCCACGGCAACUACUUCUUCCUGGACAACAAUGAACUAUAG